AGUAUUCAUAUGGCAUUCUUUGACAAACUCCCCCUUUUUUAAGACGCUUCAACUGCAUGUAGACUAUACUCGUCUUGUUUGGUUGGAUCUCUUGGUAGCUUUUGGAUGAAGUGAGUUUUUGCAUGACACUAAUGUAUCAUUCUUGCUAUCUUAGCGUUCGGUUGGUUUUACCGUUACGAAGGAAAGUUGCCUACACUCAAAAAGGUACAUUGUGUGCUGCAAGCUUGUUGUCCUAGAACUAUGGAAUGUGUUGUUCAUCUUGGAGAUAUGCAUGAUAGUUUGGUUGGCAUUGGUGAAAAGUCCACCAGCUGUUCUCAAAUCACUUUGGAUAUUUAGAAAGGAAAAGAGACCAAAAAGAAGAAGAAGAUGUCCAAGACUGACACUCUUCCAGCCGAGAAAAAGAACAAGAAAGAGAUGGAGUUUGAGCUGAAACUUGCCAAGGAGAAGGAAGAGGUUCUUGAGCGAGAGAAGCAGAUGAAAAUAAGCAGACUUCUGCAAGAGGUGUCAGAAACUGAGAGGGAAGAUCUGGAAGAGUCGGAAAAGGUGCAGCAUUGGGUGGAAAGGCUCUGUCAAACCCGACUAGAGCAAAUCUCCUCAGUUGAAAAUGAGUCCCCAGAGAUGUCUCCAACCCGUUCUCCUGCCUCGACUGGUCCCACCAGGCGAAGGUUCCCAGGAGGCUUGACAUUGGCCACUACUGACCUUGAUGACAUAAACUUAGAUGAUGUGGACCAGAGUCUAAGGCAGCCUUUGAAAAGACUAGCCCCAACUCCCCCAACAUCCAACCAAGCUCCACCUCCCUUACCACGCCCUCCACCCUCACCCCGACUUUACCAGACAUCCAACUAUCGCCCUCCAUCUCCAAGAACACAGCACCAAAUGCAACCAAGUUCCAGACCAUCCCCUCAACGCCCACCUUCCCCACCAGCCACUUGGGUACCCUCUUCCUCAAUGGGUCAAAGUCGGCAACCCCCUCCUUCCCCACUGUUCUCUUCAAGGGGUAUGUCCUCAUCUCAGCCACCUCCCCCUCCCCCACCACCUCCUCCCCCUCCCCUCCGCCUCCUCCUCCGCCACCCCCUCCACCCAUGCACAUGGAAGACAAGUACCAUGCAGGGUCAUCCAACUAUCCUCGCUCCCCAAGCUUAUCCGAACAAGGGAGCAGGUUUGGGGACAAUGGUUACCGACAGAGAGGGGGCUUCUACUCCAACAUCCCCGGUGAUCUCUCACGCCCACCCAGCCCGAAGUUUGACCGCAACUUGACGGUGAUGAGAAACACAUCUCAUGCUAGCAGGAUAUCCACCUCUAAUAAUCCACUGGUGAGUCCUUAGUUUGUAAAUGAAAUAUGCUGCACUGGGCCUUCCGCUCCAUUUUUAGCACAUAUCAGACUUGCCACCCUUGUUUAACAAAUGUAAUGCAAGCUAAAAGCAAAUCAGCUUCUCUUUUUCAGCAGCAAAAGUUUUACAACAGUUCUCUGUGCUUAGAUGUUUCAAUAGAUUACUCUGUUUUCCUGCUCUUAAUAUUUCAACACCAUUUCAAAACGAAUAUAGUUGCCACAUUUUUUUGAAACCGUAACUCUUUGCACUGUAUUAUAAAUAUGCACAUCUCUUUUUUUAUUUGUAAAAUAAAAACAUUUUAAAAGUCA
This is a messenger RNA of Pimephales promelas (fathead minnow), 1639 nucleotides long. The record is from RefSeq and is a predicted model, not a curated record. Lineage: Eukaryota; Metazoa; Chordata; Actinopteri; Cypriniformes; Leuciscidae.